Astyanax mexicanus (Mexican tetra) is the source of this 1310-nucleotide messenger RNA. It is a transcript of the gene mrpl46, whose product is annotated as mitochondrial ribosomal protein L46. Gene Ontology annotation, molecular function: structural constituent of ribosome. The coding region runs from base 35 to 907 and encodes 290 amino acids. Lineage: Eukaryota; Metazoa; Chordata; Actinopteri; Characiformes; Acestrorhamphidae. The record is from RefSeq and is a predicted model, not a curated record. The transcript is spliced from 4 exons. Gene Ontology annotation, cellular component: mitochondrial large ribosomal subunit.
GCGCUGCAUUGUGGGAAACACGUGUGAGGCCAGGAUGGCGGCGCCCUGCUGGAGGAUUGCUAGUCGACCUCUGUGGCUGAAGAUCUCUGGAUCUGUGAAGAUCUGCGGGUCUGUACGGAAUGUCUCCUGCAGUUCUCCGCAGCUCCGAGCGGCCCAGAAGCUCAGCCCGGCUAAAGCUGCGUCUCCCUGGGUUCUGCACGGAGCUGUGUGUCUGCAGAGGCUGCCGGUCAUCUCUCAGGACAGGAGCCCCAUUGAGGAGCAGUUCAUGGACAUGAUGCAUCAGAUAGAGCUGGAGAAAAGCCUGAUGUCAGACCACGAGCUCCGGCUUCUGGACGAUGCUGAGCGCAUGAGCCGUAAACAGGAGGCUGAUUAUGACUCUGAUGAAGAGGAGGAUUACGGAGGCCAAGAGAUCGUCACAGCACAAGAUCUGGAGGAUGCAUGGGAGCAGAAACUGAAGCAGUUCCAACCUGCGUCAAGGACAGACGCUUCUGACACCACAGAUGUGAGCUCGUCGGAGCGCUGCCUGGGAAACAGCUUGGUGCUACUGGUGAAGCAGGAUGUUGGCAGUCAGAAGCUCUGGCUCCUGCCUCAGCAGCCGUGGGAAGCAGGAGAGACACUGAGGCAGACAGCAGAGCGUGCCCUCACCAGUCUGCCAGGUGCAGAGUUGAAGGGAAGGUUUUUGGGCAAUGCCCCUUGCGGAUUUUACAAAUACAAAUUCCCUAAAAACAUUCAGACGGAGAGCAGCGUGGGAGCUAAAGUGUUUUUCUUCAAAGCAGUGCUGUCCAGCGGCAGCAGCCCCUUGCCGCUCCCGAAGGACUCUUAUGCGUGGGUGAGAAAGGAUGAGCUUCAGGAUUAUCUCAGUCCGGAAUACCUGAAACAGGUCAAGCGCUUCAUCAUGCAUGUGUAAAGCUGGCAGCUUGCCAAAGAACUGGACUCCUCACGGAAAAGUGUUUCAGACUCCUCGCUCCUCACUGUGGGACAAAUCGAAUAAGUGUACCUCAUCUCUCGUGAUUUGGAAUACAAUGUCCCAAUCCAUUUCUCAGCGCUCUCCCUUGUCUUAAUCAGUUCUAGAGCGUGACCAAGCGUGACACAGCUGAUUAAAUAAGUCCUGAGCUGAUUAGUUGAUUGAGUGAAUCAGGUGUGCUGGACAGAGAGUGUCUGAGUUAUAAAGAGGGAGGGAAAUCAGGGCUAGAUUGAAUUCUGUUACAGAAACAAAACUCCUAAUGGAUGAUAUCAGCUGGGCUCAGAUAGCCCUCCUUACCAUCAGAGCCUGAACCUGCUUUAUAUGGAAUAUUAAAGAUAAAACCUGC